AUGACUAGAAUCUUCGUAAUGUUUCUUCUCGUCCUGGGGGUCUGCCAGGCGAGUUUCAUGCUCGAAAAUACCGACAAAAAUCAAGUAGAUUUGAGAUACCGGCUGCCGUCCGGAGUAGUGAUACCGAUCGAUUACACAUUGCACCUCACGCCUGAUAUGGUGAAAUUCACAUUUGAGGGUGAAGUGGACAUCACGUUAAUAGCGCUGACCACGAACAAUAUCUUGACGCUGAAUUCAAAGUACUUGUCAAUCUACAACGUUAAGUUCGUGGAUUUGAAUACAACGAAGACUCUGGAGAAUGAGUACCUAAUGGACGAAGAACACGAGAUCCUGAACAUUACGAUAAAACCCCAGUUUGAAAAGGAUCAUCACUACUCGCUUCAGAUAAAAUACAAUGGAAUCUUGAACGACAAGUCGAAAGGAUUUUAUAGGAGCCAAGUCAUACAAAGGGGCCAAGUAGUCGGGUAUAUCGCAACGACUUAUUUCGAGCCGACGUACGCUCGACUAGCGUUCCCAUGUUGGGACGAGCCCGCCUACAAGGCGAAGUUCGACAUCAGUUUGACGCACGAUAAGACACUUCAAGCGAUCUCUAAUACGGACGUACUGAAAAAAGAAGAAAAAGAUGACAUGAUAACUACUUCGUUCAAAGAAACCCGACUGAUGUCUACUUAUUUGGUAGCAUUCGUUGUAAGCAAUUAUGAAUUUAAGGUAGAUAAAGACGGCAACUUCACCUAUAGGGUAUGGACGAGGAAAACAAUGAUAAAGCAUGUUGACUACGCUUUGGAAAUGGGUAGGGAGCUUCUAGAAGAGCUGAAUUUGUACAUGAAUAUUUCGUACCAGACAUAUAUGCCAGACAAAUUAGAUCAAAUUGCGGAGAAGGAUUUCCCGGUCGGCGCUAUGGAGAAUUGGGGUUUCGUGAUUUUCAGAGAAGGUACUCUCCUUUACGACCAGGCUUCAUCCACAACCCGCACGAAGAUGAGAAUACUCGUGAUCAUCGCUCACGAACUCACUCAUCAAUGGUUCGGUGAUCUGGUCACCCCGAAAUGGUGGAAAUAUAUUUGGCUGAACGAGGGAUUUGCCAACUAUUUCCAAUAUUUCAUUACUCACAAAAUAAAACCUGAAUUGCGAUUGGACGAUAUGUUCCUUGUGGACAGCAUGCAAGAGACGGCGAUGGUCGUUGAUGGGUCCCCGGAGGUACGUCCCAUGAAUAAGGACGUAAUCACCCCUAAACAAAUCGAUGAUCUCUUCGAUGGCAUCGCCUACCAGAAAGGUAAUGUGGAUUCGAAUGACCUUUUCGGAUCCCUCCAGAAAGCUUUGGAUGAGAGUGGGAUUAAAUGGAAACAGCCCGUGCAAGUUAUAAUGCAUAACUGGGUGGAAUAUCCGGGAUAUCCAACGUUGACAGUUAAGAGAGUCGAUAGGGGCUACGAAUUGACACAGGAACGUUUUGUGAUCGAGCUGAUGAUGAAAGUCAAGGAGUACCCUACCAAGUGGUGGAUACCAAUCACUUAUGUCGAGGAAUCGAAUCCAGAUUUCAAUAACACGACUCCCAUCGAUUGGUUCUCUCCGGACGAUAAAUCACAUACCGUGCCAUCUAAGGAAAAAACAGGAUGGUUUGUUUUUAACACGCAGCAAACAGGCUUAAAGUCGAAUAUUGCUGAACCGAGAUCAGAUGGAUCCGACAAUCGUUGUUCGCAACGCGAUUACUUUAUCGAAGACUUUAUAUUCAUAGAAGCUCAUCUAUCAUUUUCUCAACAAAGAUCAUGGGUCCAGAUCGCUUUUGCUGUGUGUGAAAGUGCUGAUGUAGAUGGAACGAGGCAAAGGCCAAAUCCUGGGACGGUUGAUGAGAAACCAUGGGUGCGUGAGAACGCAAAAACAAUGUUUGUCAUAUCGUCAUCAAUGGAAGCAAAGAAAUUAGAUCCUAUUCUGAAGUCGGAAGCCAACAAGAUGGUGCUCUUGCAAAAAUUUCAUGAGUACCGAAUGUCAUCUGAAGAUAGGAUGGAACAGCACAUAGCAGCAGUGCAGAAUAUGACUGCUAUUUUGCGGGAUGUUGGCGAACAGAUAUCCGACAGUGCGGUGGCAGCAAAUCUGCUAGCCAGCUUGUCGCCUAGAUAUGGAAUUUUUAGAACAGCAUGGGAUAGUGUCGAUCCAGCGAGACAGACACUUGGGAAUUUGACUUCAAGAUUAGUUGCGGAAGAUCUCCGACUGAAUUCAGAAAAUCAAGAAGGGAAAAUAGCUCUAGUUGUGUCCAAACAGGAUCAAUCAAAGAAGUCUGAAAUUCAGAAGAAUAGUUCUAAGAAAUAG
Messenger RNA from Ceratina calcarata, 2301 nucleotides. Its product is annotated as puromycin-sensitive aminopeptidase-like protein. Gene Ontology annotation, cellular component: membrane; cytoplasm. The transcript is spliced from 9 exons. Lineage: Eukaryota; Metazoa; Arthropoda; Insecta; Hymenoptera; Apidae. Gene Ontology annotation, molecular function: peptide binding; metalloaminopeptidase activity; zinc ion binding. Gene Ontology annotation, biological process: proteolysis; peptide catabolic process. The record is from RefSeq and is a predicted model, not a curated record. The coding region runs from base 1 to 2301 and encodes 766 amino acids.